This is a messenger RNA of Penicillium expansum, 2316 nucleotides long. RefSeq names its product S8/S53 family peptidase. The transcript has 4 exons. Gene Ontology annotation, molecular function: serine-type endopeptidase activity. The coding region runs from base 1 to 2316 and encodes 771 amino acids. The record is from RefSeq and is a predicted model, not a curated record. Gene Ontology annotation, biological process: proteolysis. Lineage: Eukaryota; Fungi; Ascomycota; Eurotiomycetes; Eurotiales; Aspergillaceae.
AUGCUUAGGUCAAGCGAGUCAGUCGAGGCGUUCUUUCACGGAGACGUUCGAUCGCCCCAAAGACUACAACAGAAAUUCCAAGGUAUCUUAAGGACUGUCUCCGCCUUCGCUCGAGUUGAUUCUGUCAUCAACUCACCCUCCUGGAGUGCGGCCGAGGAUGCACCCCCAGAUAGCUGCCAUGAAAAGGAUGUCGAAGAUGGCUUCAUAAUGAUUAGCAAUCGUGCGCAAGCUCGGGGAACACACAACGAAGCAGACACCAUAGAUAACCUUAUAGAAUCGUCACGACAGUUCAAAAAUAUGUUAAUGAGGCACGAAACGCAACAUGAGACUCUGGAUUACACUGCCGAGAAAGAUUUCACCGGGUCAAACCUCCAUGCCGAGGAAGUCCUUGGAGUCCCUGGGGACAGAGUCCGCAGUGGCCUACAAACAUUAUUUGCUGUGCUUGUCCAACAGCUGCAAUGUUGCAACAGAGGACAUUUCAUGCGACUCAAAAUGAAUGGAUUUGUUGACCAACUCAACAUGCAGUCAAAGCUCUUCUUUGACGCUUACCUAUCUUCAGAGUACAUCAGGACACCCCCUCGCUGGGUGCGGAGCAAGUGCACCAUUGCAACUGACGCUAUAGCCAACGCAGAGGAUCAUGAUUGCGGCUUCAUUGACAAGGCGGAAACGCUAAACAAGGAUUUGAGUAUCUUGCUUCAAGAAACAUUGGAGAAAUCUUCUGGAGAUGAUCCACAAGAACAGUUCAGAGUGGAGUAUCCUGGAUCCCAAACUGCUAAGAUUCAACUUGAUGGACCCUAUCCCCUCAAAUCUGCGGCAGCUCCCACGAAAAGCUUAUCGGAGCUCCUCAAUUGUGUGUCCAACCAUAGCAAAAGUUCUGCCAGAAUUGAUACAUUUGAUCGGGAUAUGAUGUGUUUGAACCUAGCACUCUCCCUUCUCCAUCUAUCUACUACAGGUUGGAGACGAGCGAGCUGGAGAACUGACUGCAACACUGGGGAUGGCAUAUUCUUCCUCAGAGAUCCCGCCACCCAGACGAUCGUUGACAUAACUAAGCCGUACCUUUCUUAUGCGCUCAAUGACGAGGUAGAAUCGGAAGAUGAUGAUGGCCUCAGUUGUGAUCCCCAACUUCUAGAUUUUGCGAAGCUUAUCUUGGAGAUCCACAGACAGGAAAUCAUCCCUCUCAGAAACGAAGGCAGCAAGCUAUCUAAAAGAAAGCUCCUUGAAGAUAUACUCAAAUUGAUCAAUGAUGUUCGAAAGUUCCGUGGCGGAGACCAGAUGUUUAAGCUAGCUGUCAAGGCUUGUCUUGACGCAGCGGGGAAGGAGGCAGCGCAAGACAAGUCCGACAAAUACAGGCUCCAAAGAUACAUCUUCUAUAAGAUAGUCAGACCUCUGGACAAAUACGCCGCCUUUCCCGAGUUCUCGACGUCAGUUCUGGAGGAUUCAUCAGUGCAGAAUUCAGAAGAAAGCCAGGAAUCACCAUUUGACUGGGAAACGGGGCAUGACACGACGGAAGAUAAAUUACCCAAGCAAUGGGAUGAUAAGCUGGGUCACGGCACCAUGGUGACUCGGCUGCUGAUGCGCGUGUCGCCGGAAGCCGAGCUUUUCAUUGCCAAGGUCUCUAGUGACACAGAGCACUGUAUACCCAAGAACAAAUUGUACUGUAUAGCUGAGGCUAUCAACUGGGCGGUCCAGAAGUGGGACGUCGACAUAAUCACCAUGUCUUUGGCACUCCAAGAAGAAAAUCCCGACAUUGAUCAGGCACUUAACGAGGCCCUGGAUCCAUCAUACGAUGGAGCGACGAGGAAGAUUGUCUUUGCCGCAGCUGGUAACAAUAGCGGUGGUAAUGCGCGAAGGUCAUGGCCCGCGAGAAAGAAUAACGUGAUCGCGGUACACGUUACCGACGGCCUCGGAACGGGAGUCAAUAUCAACCCUAGUAGCGAAGGAGAUCUUUGUUUCGCCACGCUCGGUUGCGGUAUCGAGCACACCUUGUGGACUGAAGAUGGCGACACAAACAUUUACAUCUCCGGAACUUCGUUCGCAACACCCAUCGCAGCUGGCAUCGCCGCCAACGUUUUGGAAUACGCACGCCACCGAGUUGACAACCUUACCGAGACACGUAAGGAGCGGCUGUACUCAGGCGGCUGCAUGAAGAAAGUCUUUGAGGCUAUGUCUUCCAAACGUGGUGACUGUCAUUAUGUCCAACCCUGGACAUUUUGGAAUGAAAGAUUUCGUGGAGGGUGGUGGAGGAAUACGCAUUUUCCUAUCGACAAUCCCGAUAACAUAGGUGAAGCCCUCAAACAAAUCAUCGCCGAAUACUGA